Messenger RNA from Gamsiella multidivaricata, 1570 nucleotides. Its product is annotated as DHHC palmitoyltransferase-domain-containing protein. Gene Ontology annotation, cellular component: endoplasmic reticulum; Golgi apparatus. The record is from RefSeq and is a predicted model, not a curated record. Bases 375 to 1484 code for a protein of 369 amino acids. Gene Ontology annotation, biological process: peptidyl-L-cysteine S-palmitoylation; protein targeting to membrane. NCBI's taxonomy places the organism in Eukaryota, Fungi, Mortierellomycota, Mortierellomycetes, Mortierellales, Mortierellaceae. Gene Ontology annotation, molecular function: protein-cysteine S-palmitoyltransferase activity. The transcript is spliced from 8 exons.
CGAACAUGUUCAAAUACACUAUUACAUAUUUUCAAUUGGACUGAAUACAUGGCUGCUCCUCCAACUUAAGCUGCAAAAUAGGAGUUCGACUGGGAAAAAUGAAAAUGCGUUCAAAGUUGGAUCGAGAAUGACCGCAUCAUGGUGCGGCGUAUGGCACGCUAGGCUUUUGGAUGUUCCUGGCUGUUGUUGUCGCUCUCACUUUGCUCCCUCAUUCACUCAUUAAUUCCGCAUUCCUUUCAUUCCACACACCUGUCUUUCUUUUUUGCAUUUCUACUCCCAGCUUCUCAUUCAUCCCUUUACUUUUCAAACAGCCAGCCUUUUGUGUAUUUGUUAGCCUCAAUACUAGUCCUUGUUCAAACCCAUAGCACAGAGCAAUGCGAGUGGCACACACCCGGUCAGGGAAACCUAUCCCUUUCAUCCUCACUGUCUUCCCUGUCUGUUUCUACCUGGCGCUUAUCGGCUUUGGCUACUACGUCUUUGUCGUCUCAAUAUGUGUGCGGCUACUUCAUAACGACCGAGUCGCUCUUGCAGUGGUUCUCCUGGUCCUCUACCAUAUCACGUUCAUCAUGAUGCUCUGGGCAUAUGCUAUGGUCAUUCUGACCGACCCCGGACGGGUCAUCCCAGAGCACCCACAACAGGAAACGCAGCAACAGAUUGGUCAGGGCGGGGUUCAGGGGGAUUCAUCGUUGCAUCACCAGGUCGAGCCGCAUAUUCAACAGGGCCACCCCCUGUGGUGCAGUAAAUGCCAGCAUGUCAAGCCAGAAAGAGCACAUCAUUGUAAGGUGUGCAAGCGCUGCGUCUUAAAAAUGGAUCACCACUGCCCCUGGAUCUUGAACUGCGUCGGUCAAGAUAAUUACAAAUUCUUUGUCUUAUUCGUCGCAUACACCUCGAUCCACUGUGUGUACCUCUUGAUUGCGACGAUUCCGCUUUACUUGCGGUUUCCUGACGACACAUGGUCGCACCAGCUCGAAAUCGCCGGCAUGGUCAUUGCGGGCGUCUUUGGCAUCAUGCUCAUCGUCUUUACAAUUACCCACAUCCGUCUCAUCCUCCUGAAUCGAACCACGAUCGAGGACCACUCCACCCCGCGCACCGAGGGACCUUUGCCCUGUUUCUAUAAAGGCUGGGCCCAGAGCGAAGGCGAGGAGAACCAGGGUAAUGAACGACUGUAUGAUGUGGGCUUGAAGGAGAACUGGCAGCAGGCGAUGGGCAAAGGUUGGAAGUGUUUGAUUCCCGUUCGCUUCCCUAGGCCGGAGGGACCGAUUUAUAACCAAAAGGUGGUGGCAAGAAUGUGGAAGGACUACAAUCAGCAAAUGGCGGCGAAGAACCAGCAGCAGGAGCAGCAGCAACAGCAGCAACAGCCGACAACGCAGCAGCCAGGGGAGGAUACAGCGGUGGGGACAGCGAGGUCAAGUCCACCGGCGCAUGAAGUGCAUCAUCGGGCCAAUUCUGGAGCGCAUCUGCAGGACGAUCAAUCUUGCACAUAGCUAUCGCUUUACUUCUAUACCCUAGUUUUCCAAGCACCAUGUACUAUUAGCGUACCCAACUUAAUAUUGCGAAUAUAGCAGCAAGG